AUGUACCAUCUGGCUAAAUCGCUGUAUCUCUACGCCACUAGCAAAGAGGAAUACUCCGUCCUCCUCCUUGGCCUUGACAACGCCGGCAAAACCACUCUCCUCUCGCAAAUAAAGUCCCUCUACCAACCCCGUCCCGACGGCGCCCCCGCCCCCAACCCCGGCAAAACCGUUCCAACCGUCGGCCAGAAUGUCGCAAACAUCUCAUUACCGGACAUGUACCUGAAGAUCUGGGAUGUGGGGGGCCAAAUAUCCAUGCGCGGACUUUGGCAGAGCUACUACACCAGCUGUCACGCGAUCAUCUUCGUGGUAGAUAGCGCAGACGUCGGACAGGAUCCGGAUAUCGCUCGACUGUUUUCUACGGGACGACGACCUAGUUCGUCUGAGGCUAUGCAGCAAUUCACCGAGCAGAUGGUGGGUAUUAAUGCGCCCGGGAGCGACUUUGGGCGGUUAGAAGAGUGUCGCGAGGUUUUGGAGUCGGUGUUGCAGCAUUCUGAGGUUGCGGGGGUGCCGAUACUAGUUUUGGCGAAUAAGCAAGAUCGGGAGGAUUGUGUGGAGGUUGUGCGCAUUAAGGAAGGGUUUGUUCGGAAGGUGUUUGAGGGUGAGAAGGGGGCCGAUGUUCGGGAUAGUCGCGUACUCCCAAUAAGCGCGUUGAUGGGGAGUGGUGUUCAAGAAGCAGUGGAAUGGGUACAGAGUCGAGUGAAGUGGAAUAAGGAAGGGAGACCACCGGUAAUGAAGUGA
Messenger RNA from Aspergillus ruber CBS 135680, 738 nucleotides. Its product is annotated as ADP-ribosylation factor family protein. Gene Ontology annotation, cellular component: Golgi apparatus. Lineage: Eukaryota; Fungi; Ascomycota; Eurotiomycetes; Eurotiales; Aspergillaceae. Gene Ontology annotation, biological process: intracellular protein transport; Golgi to plasma membrane protein transport; protein localization to organelle. The record is from RefSeq and is a predicted model, not a curated record. The transcript is spliced from 2 exons. Gene Ontology annotation, molecular function: GTP binding; GTPase activity. Bases 1 to 738 code for a protein of 245 amino acids.